Molecule: messenger RNA, 3503 nt
Organism: Passer montanus (Eurasian tree sparrow)
Lineage: Eukaryota; Metazoa; Chordata; Aves; Passeriformes; Passeridae
Gene: CILP
Product: cartilage intermediate layer protein
Exons: 9
Coding region: 63-3464 (1133 amino acids)
Source: RefSeq, a predicted model, not a curated record
GGGGAAGGCGUGGGACGGCUGCGGAAACUCCAGGAAUCCCCUGGUCACCUCUGGAGACAGCGAUGGUCACCAUGAAAGGCUGGAUCCUCCUCCUCCUCUGGGGAGCCACGUCUGUUUUAGGACAAAGGAUUCUGAAACCAGCCCUCAGCAGGGUCCAGAUAGGACAGAGAACCUUCAGCCCGCUGGUAAUGCUCAGCUUGGAGAGUACGAGGAGCAGCUCUCGCCGGGGAGACCCAACCUUCACCUACGUCAGACGCAGUCCACUGGUGCAGGAUUCAAAAAGGUUUUUGUCUCCAUGGUCGAAAUGGAGCGAGUGCUCAGCAAAGUGUGGCCAAACCGGGGUGCAGAAGCGUACCAGAUCCUGCCUAGCUGAGCCCCUCUGGGGCGUGCACUGCAACGAAGCAACCGAGGAAGGGCGGCUCUGCAUUGGACAUGUUUGCUCAGCCUGCAACAUCACCUGCCCCAUGGGCCAUGUCAAUGCUGACUGUGACACUUGCAUGUGUGAGGAUGCCACCCUGCAUGGGAAGGUGUCUCUCGAGGAUGGGUCACCUGCUGCCGAUGCCCGGGUCUACCUGCAAGCCAAGAAACUCAAGCUGUUGACAAUGGCUGAUAACAGAGGCAUGUUUAUGAUCCCAGGGGUUUGUCCUGAUGGGAAAAACACCCUUAAAAUAAAGAAAGCAAAAUAUGCAACAGCAACUGUCACCGUGCCUGAGAGCAACCGGAGAAACCUGGCAAUCCAAGUGCAGCUGCACCGAUCAGGCAAACCCUAUGUUUUCAGGAGCCCUGAGGACAAAGCCAGGAGAGUGGGACAGAGCGUGUCACUCUGCUGUGAUGCCCGAGGGAGCCCAGCUCCUGACCGCUACCUCUGGUACCACAAUGGCUCACUGCUGGAUCCCUCCUUGUACAAAUAUAAAAACAACCUGAUUCUGAAGAACCUGAAGAGAGAACAGUCAGGAGAGUAUUUCUGCAAGGCCAGCAGUGCCGGGGGGUCAGCAAAGUCCCAAGUUGCCAAGCUGGCUGUCAUAGGAAGACAAGAGGCAGCCUGUGACUCCCAGCCCCAAAGCCACCUCAUCCGACUUCCUCACGAUUGCUUCCAAAAAGCAACAAACUCCUUCUAUUACGACGUGGGCAAGUGCCCAGCAAAGACCUGUGUAGGGAAGCUGGAUAAGGGACUUCGGUGUAAGGACAAUGUCUCCUACUGCUGUGGGGUGUCCAAGAUGGAAACCAGGGACAUCUCCUGCGAUGGCUACACGCUCCCCACUAAAGUCAUUGUCGAAUGUGGUUGCAAAAUAUGCACAGAGACCAAAAUAAUGGUUCGAGGCAGAGCCACAGCAGCAGAUAAUGGUGAGCCACUGAGGUUUGGCCACAUCUACAUGGGGAACAAGAGAGUGAGUAUGACUGGCUACAAGGGAACCUUCUCCAUCCACGUCCCAGCAGAUAUGGAGAGACUGGUUCUAACUUUCGUGGAUCGGCUGCAGAAGUUUGUGAACACAACAAAAGUUCUGCCCUUCAAGGAAAAUGGAGGUGCUGUAUUUCAUGAGAUCAAGCUACUGAGAAAGAAAGCCCCUGUUACACUGGAAUCCACGGAAACUAAUGUGAUUUCUCUGGGGGAAAUGGAAGAAGAUGAUCCAAUUGCUGAAUUAGAAAUUCCUCCCAAUGCAUUUUAUAGAAAAAAUGGAGAGGUCUACAGUGGCAAAGUGAAAGCCAGCGUGACAUUUCUGGACCCAAGAAACAUCUCCACAGCCCCUGUGACACAAAGUGACCUGAACUUUGUAGACGAGGAAGGAGACGUAUUUCCACUCCGUACGUACGGUAUGUUUUCUGUGGACUUCACAGAUGAAGAGGGCAGCGAGUCCCUCAAUGCAGAAAAGGUGAAGGUUCAUUUGGAUGCUGCUCAGGUCAAGAUGCCAGAACAUGUGCAAGAGAUGAAGCUUUGGUCCCUGAACCCAGAGACAGGGUUAUGGGAGGAAGAAGGGGACUUUAACCUCGAGAAAAGCACACGGCACAAAAGGGAGGAGAGAACCUUUUUGGUUGGGAACAUGGAGAUCAAAGAGAGGCGUCUUUUUAACCUGGAUGUCCCUGAGAGCAGACGGUGCUACGUCAAAGUCCGAGCCUACAGAAGCGAGCGAUUUCUGCAAAGUGAGCAGAUCCAAGGGGUUGUGAUUUCUAUUAUAAACAUGGAGCCAGAACCAGGGUUCUCCUCCAACCCCAGAGCAUGGGGCCGUUUUGACAGUGUAGUCACUGGUCCCAACGGUGCCUGUGUGCCCGCCUUCUGUGAUGAGCAAAACCCCGAAGCCUACGGAGCUUAUAUCUUGGCAAGCAUGGGGGGUGAAGAGCUCGAAGCUGUGCCCUCUGCUCCCAAACUCAACCCUGUUGCUAUUGGGGUCCCACAGCCAUACCUCAACAAGCUGAACUACAGGAGGACAGACCACGAGGACUCCAACAUCAAGAAAACAGCAUUCAGCAUUAACAUGGCCAAGCCAAGCCCUAACUCCCCAGAAGAGAACAAUGGCCCUAUUUAUGCCUAUGAAAACCUCAGUGAAUGCGAGGAAGCUCCACACAGUGCUGCUCACUUCAGGUUUUACAGGAUAGAAGGAGACCGGUAUGACUACAACACUGUUCCUUUCAGUGAAGAUGACCUCAUGAGCUGGACCGAUGACUACCUGGCAUGGUGGCCCAAGCCCAUGGAAUUUAGAGCCUGCUACAUUAAAGUAAAAAUAAACGGACCCCAAGAAGUGAAUGUAAGAUCUCGUAACAUGGGUGGGACACACCCACGCACCAUCGGCAAGCUCUACGGCAUCCGGGAUGUGCGCAGCAUCCGUGACCCCCAGCAGCGGGACGUGUCGGCAGCCUGCCUGGAGUUCAAGUGCAGCGGAAUGCUCUUCGACCAGGACCGUGUGGACCGCACGCUCGUCAAAGUGAUCCCACAAGGCAACUGCCGUCGCGUGAGCGUCAACAGCAUGCUCCACGAGUACCUGGUGAACCACCUCCCCAUGGCCACCAACAACGACACCAGCGAGUACACAAUGCUGGCACCUCUUGACCCGCUGGGACACAACUACGGCAUCUACACAGUCACUGAUCAAGACCCAAGGAUAGCCAAGGAAAUCGCCCUGGGCAGAUGUUUCGAUGGCACAUCUGAUGGCACAUCCAGAAUCAUGAAGAGCGAUGUCGGCGUUGGGUUGACUUUCACCUGUUCAGAGAGGAGCACGACAGAGCAAAGCAUCUUCCAGUCUCAGAGGAACUUGGGCCAGCAGUCUCCAAGGGACCCGGGCCGGCAGCCUCCGAGGGACCCGGGCCGCCAGCAGUCGCCGAGGGACUGGAGCCAGCAGCCUCCGAGGGACUCGGGCCAGCAGUCCAUCCUGGUUCUGCCAGGGCAAAGCCCUGUGUACCAGAGGCCGCCGGCAAGCCGCCGUAACAACCAAGCCAGGAUCCCGAUGACAGGUCAACGUCCCACCUACUAGAACUGUAUAGGAGCAUUGGUAAAGUCACUCACGCUCAAU